Messenger RNA from Culicoides brevitarsis, 2315 nucleotides. RefSeq names its product GPI mannosyltransferase 4 (gene PIG-Z). Gene Ontology annotation, molecular function: alpha-1,2-mannosyltransferase activity. The transcript is spliced from 3 exons. The record is from RefSeq and is a predicted model, not a curated record. Lineage: Eukaryota; Metazoa; Arthropoda; Insecta; Diptera; Ceratopogonidae. Gene Ontology annotation, cellular component: endoplasmic reticulum membrane. Bases 175 to 2208 code for a protein of 677 amino acids. Gene Ontology annotation, biological process: GPI anchor biosynthetic process.
UUUAUUUUCGAGGAAAAAUGCAGAAAUUCUCGUGUUUUCCUUAAAGAAAAACCACUCGAACCCGGAAAACCUGUAAAAUGUAACAAAAUCUAUUAAAAUUCUUCAUUAUUUGUUACAUUCCUCACAAUUUAUCGGAAAUUCUUGCGAAAUCCUGUGAAAAACAAAAGGAACAAGAUGCCAAAUCGCAUGAAAAAAUCGCACAUCAAGUCGCUCAUCUACCAGGGCAACGAUCUGGUGCACUACUUCUUCUUCGCUUUGCUCCGCAUAGUGCUCGUUUUCAUUCCACAAUUCGGCUACAUUCAUCCCGACGAGUUUUUCCAAACAAUUGAAGUCAUGGCAGCUGACGAAUUCCAAAUUGAUGCCAUCCGUACGUGGGAAUAUAAUCGCACAUUUCCCAUCCGAUCGGCUGCCAUUCCCUUCAUUUACUUGCGAGUCCCGUUGAACAUUUAUAAUUUGCUCUCGCGAUAUCUCUACUACUACUUUAGUCUCGACAUGAAAUGCAGUUAUUGGCUUUUAGUGUUUCCGCGGAUGAUUAUGUGUGCAAUUUCCUUCGUUAAUGACUACUGUCUCUAUCGGAUCUGCCUCACGUAUGGUUUGGAGUAUCACACGAGUUUGCUGGCCCUCGGAAGUUCGUACGUGAUGUUAGUUUACGGGACACGGACUUUUUCCAACACCAUCGAAAUGGCACUUUGUUCAUUGUUGCUGUGGAUGGUGAGCGAAUGCAUAAUUCACUCGAAAACGGUGAUUUAUCAGAAGGAAUUUUUGGAUAAGAAAUACGAAACGGCCAAAAGUGUCGUGGAAAGAGUGAAAUUUUUCAAGAUGCGAAGUCGAUUGCCGGCACAUUCGUUCAACAAAUGCUUUUUUAUCGCGACAAUUUGCGUUUUGGGAGUUUUUAAUCGACCGACAUUUCUGGUUUUUGGCUUUCCAAUCGUUUUUCAGUGGUUGCAGCGUGGAAUGGGAACAAAAACCGUUACCUUUGUCGAUUUCAACUUCCGCAUCUUAUUUCUCAUCCUUGCAUCGUUACCUGCGCUGCUCUAUUGCAUCAUCACCGACUCCUUUUACUUCAAAUACUUGACAAUAUCGGAACUCGAGCACAGGGAUGUCGGCAUAAAUAAUUUCGUAGUGACCCCUUUGAACUUCUUGCGGUACAAUUUGAAUCCCGCAAAGACUGCUGAGCACGGCGAACACCCAAAAUGGGUUCAUGUCCUCGUAAAUCUUCCCUUGCUGUACAACGUCCUCGGAAUCACGACAGUUGUGAGUUUUUGCUACAUGAUUUACCGCUUCGGAAAUCAAGAAUAUCAAUUCCUGCCACGCGCCCAAAGUUUCGUCGGCCUCAUGAUUUGUUCCAUCGUGACACCCGUCCUUGCCUUGUCCUUCAUAAAUCACCAAGAAGCGAGAUUUCUCAUCCCGAUUACAUUACCGGUCGUGAUGCUGCAUGCGCCAAAGCUGCGUUAUGGCUUCACGAAUGAGAAUCCGUUCAAAGUCCGGUACUGGUUGUACGAUUAUUUCUACAAAUAUGUGCUCGCAGCGGACGUCAGUUCGAAAUAUCUGCUCAAAAUUUGGUACAUUUUGAAUUUGUGUUUGACAAUUUUCUUCGGAUUUUUGCAUCAAGGAGGCGUUUAUCCACUAGCCGAUCACUUUAGCAUGGCAAUGGUGACAAAAGCCAAAGAUACCCAUCUCCAUCUCAUCACGAGUCACAUUUAUGACAUCCCGAAUUACCUUUUAUACCUUCCUUCAACGACCCGAUUGCACGUAAAUCCGGAUACGGGACACAAAUACCGGAAAAGUCAGCAAUUUUUCUUGCACGAGCAUGGAAGUAUGGACUUGCGCGAGGUUUUUAACAAGAUAAAAUUGCUCGUGGACGUGAACGAGAUGAAAAAAGUCACGACCAACAAGAGUCACAAGUACAAAAUUUACUUUGCCAUUCCCACGAGCAAGCUUGAGGAGUGGAAUUAUGUCUUUUAUAACGGGAGCGCACCGCUGACACAACAAAAAAUAAAGAUUUUUUACCCGCACUUGUCGACAGAAGCCCUCCCGGACUUUUAUAGUCCGCAUCCGCAUGACAUUGGUGCAGAAGUGACGGAAAAACCUUUGGACCUGUACACCAUCGACGGAGCUCUGAAGCAAUUUUCGUCGAUUGUGCAUCAAUUUGGCUUGAUUUUGUACAAAAUAGAGGUGAAAUCGACGUCAAAACGGAAAAACUUGUAGCUUUACGGCACAUUCUAGUCAUGUAACUUAAAAUUUUAAAUAAUUUUUGAAGAAUAAAUUUAAGCUUUUUGAACGGAAACGAUUUUUGGAUGAUGCAAAGGUGAUGA